Molecule: messenger RNA, 2703 nt
Organism: Archocentrus centrarchus (flier cichlid)
Lineage: Eukaryota; Metazoa; Chordata; Actinopteri; Cichliformes; Cichlidae
Gene: hs2st1a
Product: heparan sulfate 2-O-sulfotransferase 1a
Exons: 7
Coding region: 518-1597 (359 amino acids)
Cellular component (GO): membrane
Molecular function (GO): heparan sulfate 2-sulfotransferase activity
Source: RefSeq, a predicted model, not a curated record
CUGUCCGAGUCCGGGUCACACAGGGAAAUCGGUCCAAUCCGAGAGAAAGAGACGGCCACAGUCGGCGAAUAGAAAAUCUCUGCUGCGUGGUGGACUGUUAUUACACCCAAUGGCCUGAGUGGUAGUAACAGUGUGUCCGUGAUGCGGCUGUGAACACACUAGAUGGGACGGGACAACUCCGUAUGGGGGACGCAGGCGACAGCGGCUGGUACCAUCGCUCUUACAUGCCGGAGGGACAAAUCUGCACUCUCGAGAAAUCUCUAGGGCUUCCCGACUCCCCUCUGUCGAGAUUUAAUGUAAUGAAAUAACCAUACCGAGUAUGAACGCAUCGUAUUUGAGGUAACCACAGGAUCUGAACGCUGGGAGAUAUUCACACACAGAGGGAGAUAGAGGGCCAUGCACACACUCUCAGCCGCUUUGUAACCGCCGUGGUCGCCGUGUGUGUUUUUAGUGUCUCCUCCUCCUUCCUCUCCUUCUCUGAGCAUGGACUGACCAACAUCCCUCUCUGGAUGAUUUGAUGGGGCUCCUCAGAGUCAUGAUGCCGCCCAAGUUGCAGCUCCUGGCGCUGCUGGCGUUCGCAGUGGCCAUGUUCUUCCUGGAGAACCAGAUCCAGAAGCUGGAGGAGUCCCGGGGAAAGCUCGAACGAGCCAUCGCCAGACACGAGGUACGAGAGAUCGAGCAGAGGCACACGCAGGACGGCCUGCGGGAACGGGACUCGGCAGCAGCACUGUCCAGCAGUGAGGAUGACGUGGUCAUCAUCUACAACCGCGUACCCAAGACGGCCAGCACCUCCUUCACCAACAUCGCCUACGACCUGUGCGGGAAAAACCACUACCACGUCCUGCACAUCAACACCACCAAGAACAACCCGGUUAUGUCCCUCCAGGACCAGGUGCGGUUUGUAAAGAAUGUGACUGAAUGGAGGGAAAUGAAGCCAGCUUUCUACCACGGACACGUCUCCUUCCUGGAUUUCACCAAGUUUGGGGUGAAGAAGAAGCCCAUCUACAUAAAUGUGAUUAGGGACCCAAUCGAAAGGCUGGUGUCCUAUUAUUACUUUUUACGUUUUGGAGACGACUACAGGCCCGGCUUGAGACGCAGAAAACAAGGAGACAAGAAGACGUUUGAUGAAUGCGUAUCAGCUGGUGGCUCAGACUGCGCUCCGGAGAAGCUGUGGCUCCAAAUUCCCUUUUUCUGUGGUCACUACUCUGAAUGCUGGAACGUGGGCAGUCAGUGGGCUUUGGAGCAGGCGAAAUACAACCUGGUGAACGAGUACAUGCUGGUUGGUGUAACAGAAGAGCUGGAAGACUUUGUCAUGAUGCUGGAGGCCGCGCUACCACGCUUCUUCAAAGGAGCCACUGAGCUGUACAAAACAGGCAAGAAAUCCCACCUAAGGAAGACCAGUGAGAAGAAGCCGCCCACAAAGGAGUCAAUCGCCAAGCUGCAGCAGUCCCCCAUCUGGAAGAUGGAGAACGAGUUCUAUGAAUUCGCCCUGGAGCAGUUCCAGUUCGUCAGGGCGCACGCUGUCCGAGAAAAGGAUGGGGAGCUCUACCUGCUGGCCCAAAAUUUCUUCUAUGAAAAAAUCUACCCCAAAAACUAGAGGGAGAUACACAUCUGUAGAAGAGUGUUGGGUGUUUUGGAGGAGGACAGGAUAACUUUGUACAUGCUCAGUUGUGCACUCUUGAGACAAAAGAGAAGUGGGAGUGAGGUGAGACUUGGAGGAUUAGCUGUGUGCCUCGUUUCUGUGUGUGAUUGAGAACAUAGUACGGAGCUGCAAAAACAAUCUGGCUGUGGCGCAGCGAUCAGACUGGCAGCAGUUGUUACUCCCGUCUUUUGCCAGCCAGCUGGACGAGGAGCUCGUGUUUCUUCGUCAUCAGGUUGCGCUCCCAGCAGCUCCUCCACUCCCUUUCACUUCGAUGCCAAAGGUCGUCCAUGCCGGGGGGGCCUCUCCCGGCACGUGUCUGUAGACAACUGGCCAGCAGCUGAUCAUCCCUCCACUCCUGAUUGGCUUCUCUGUUCUUCUAUCCAGAAGAUUCUCAUUGGCUCUGUACUGUUUGGUUGUGUUUGGUUGUAUUUUAUCUCUUUGUAUGUAAAGACGUUGACAGUGAUGUGACAUGCCCAUGCCUCAUCACCACUACUAACUUAAAGAGACUAUCCUGUAAGAAACUUUGCUGUAUUAUUGGACUCGAAUAAGGACUUUUGUGGUUUUUAUGAAAUAAAAGUCCUGUCAACAUGGACCGUUUCCCGGAGCAGGCGCGUUUUAUACUGUACUUGACGUGUGACUCUUGUAAAUGUGCAGCUUUGCCUGGAGGGCAAUGAAGGAAAUGUUUACACCUUAUAUUAUUGAAGUGAGGUGAAGAUGCUGCUUCUGUAAAUAUUUACUACUUUUUGAAUCCAUUACAUUUCCUGGCAGGCAGGUUACGGCAGCCAUGUUCUUUUCCCUGUAGAAGCACUUAAACAUGGGUGUCCGCUAAAAUAUUCCCUUGCCAUUUGAAGAGUUGGGUCAGAUAUUUGGAGAAAUGUGUUUUUCUUUGUUUUCUUUGGUGAGCAACUUUUCUACCAGUAAAUUUAAGACUUUUAGCAACUAAAGCAUGAAGAGUAGAAGUGAGGAAGAACCCUUUCUGGCUUUGGGUGUCACCUAACACCAGUAUAAGCCCAAACUUUUCCUUCCAUUUCCUUUUUUUUUUUUUUUUUUUUUUUUUUUUA